This is a messenger RNA of Aspergillus ibericus CBS 121593, 1060 nucleotides long. Its product is annotated as MGMT family protein. The coding region runs from base 368 to 808 and encodes 146 amino acids. Gene Ontology annotation, molecular function: methylated-DNA-[protein]-cysteine S-methyltransferase activity. The transcript is spliced from 2 exons. The record is from RefSeq and is a predicted model, not a curated record. Gene Ontology annotation, biological process: DNA repair. Lineage: Eukaryota; Fungi; Ascomycota; Eurotiomycetes; Eurotiales; Aspergillaceae.
ACGUUCCACCUCCACCUCCUUCCCUGCAGACUCACUCUAGACACACUCACCUAAUCGCACCUAUCCACGCCGUCCGGACGUUGCACGGUCGCCACAACGAUUAUCAACCGCAACACCGCACAGAUCAUCUUGUGUCUCUUCAAUGAACCUAAUCCCGCAAAGCAAAGCAGAAAGCAGAGCGGGUACCUAUCUCAUCGACUCCACUCCACCAUCUACAAGACAAAGAUAUCUCACUCCUCCCCAACCCCUCCAUCUUUCACCCGCCGAAAUCCCAAACAAACAAAGAAAUACGCCCCCUCCUUAUCGCCUAAAUAUAAUCUUCUCGAUCAACUAAACCCCGCUUGCUCAAUCAAUCACACCACCAACCAUGUCCUAUACGCAACCACAAACAACGAUAGUAGCAGCAGCAGCAGCAUCGUUAUCAUCACCCAAUCACACCCGAAUGACCAGAAAGAUUACCACCCAUCCUACCCUCCCCCCUCAUCGCCGUAAAAUCUACCUCGCCCUUCUCUCGGUCCCCCCUGGUCGGUGGACCACCUACGCCGCGCUCGCCAAGCAUCUCGGUACUAGUCCACGGGCGAUUGGGGCAGCGAUGCGGUUGAACCCCUUCGCGCCGGAGGUACCCUGUCAUCGGGUGCUGGGGGGUGGAGGCAAGCUACUGGUGGGUUAUUCGGGGGGCGAGUCAGGGGCAAAGAAUGCGAAGGAUGGGGUGGGGAUGAAGAGGAGGAUGUUGGAGGAGGAAGGGGUAGAAUUUACGGGGGAGGGUGUAGCUAGGGGGGUUUGUUUUGAGGGGUUUGGAGUUGUAUAGACUCGCGUCUUGGCUGGGUAGGCAUAUAAGGUGGCGUAUUAAUCUGGUUAUCUUUAUAAUUCUAGGAUUUGGUAUGAGGAUGUACAGAGAACAAAAGUUUAUGCUGUCCUUGUUUAAAUUAUUAUGUUUGGCUGUGACUGAGCAUGUAUCAUCGAUACUUGUGCCAAAGUCGACUCUCUUGAAAAUAAUGAUAGUUACGGAGCUUUAUAUGAUCGUUCGCUUGGGACUACGAGUCAUGAGGAGGGGUGGUUU